Messenger RNA from Chinchilla lanigera (long-tailed chinchilla), 9011 nucleotides. It is a transcript of the gene Pak3, whose product is annotated as p21 protein (Cdc42/Rac)-activated kinase 3. The coding region runs from base 808 to 2487 and encodes 559 amino acids. Gene Ontology annotation, molecular function: ATP binding; protein serine/threonine kinase activity. The record is from RefSeq and is a predicted model, not a curated record. NCBI's taxonomy places the organism in Eukaryota, Metazoa, Chordata, Mammalia, Rodentia, Chinchillidae. Gene Ontology annotation, biological process: protein phosphorylation; regulation of MAPK cascade; intracellular signal transduction. Gene Ontology annotation, cellular component: cytoplasm. The transcript has 20 exons.
GGAGCGGUUGCUGAGCAGGGGCUCUGUCGCGGGCGGCAGCUGUGACGGUGAACCAGCUGGGAUCUUGCACUGGGGGCUGCAGCUUUUCCCCUCCGGGAGCCUGUGCGCUGGGGCGGGAGAAAAGCCAGGGGGAGCGGGCUGGGCCCGGGGCUGCGGCUGCGGCCGCGGGGCUGCGGCUCCCCAGCCCCGCCAGCCGGAGCGCUUGGAGGUAGAGGAAAGGUCUUGACGGGGUGGCUGGACCCCAGGCAGAAUCCAGGUGCAUAGUCUGGACUUGAGGGUUCUGGGCUGUGGUCUGUAGAAGCAAAAGAGAGAAUGACUCAAAUCCAGGCCAACUGUGUGGCUGUCUGAGGUGUUGGGACAGAAGGAGGUCCAUUCUUGUUGGAGACAACACUGUGGCCAUGUUCUGGGAUGAGCAAGGUAUAAAGUUUCCAUGCCCCGUGGAGUUUUUGUGAUUUGGCGACCUAAACACAGCCUGACAACAUAAUAGCGCCCUCUAGUGACUUUAAUAGGGACACCUUGGUAGAGUUCCCCUUUGCUGUCCCAGAACCCAGCCACUACACUUUUGCAGCUGUUACUCCCUGCAGAGAAGGGCUCCAGUGCUUCUAUCCAGUCUAGAGGAGAAACUCAAGCAGCUGCCACUUCUGCAGGUUUUCCCCAAGAAGAAGCAGCUGAGUCCUUGCAUCUUGUGGCAGCUGCCCAGCACUGAGUCCAUCAGGGCUGAAGUCAGCUCGACCCUUUCCCAAUGGGCAGUACUCACCUGUGCUGAGGUCCUGCAGUGGUGGCCUUGUGAGGAGCUGUGAACUGAAAAUGUCUGACGGUCUGGAUAAUGAAGAAAAACCCCCAGCUCCUCCACUGAGGAUGAAUAGUAACAACCGGGAUUCUUCAGCACUCAACCAUAGCUCCAAACCACUUCCCAUGGCCCCUGAAGAGAAGAAUAAGAAAGCCAGGCUUCGCUCUAUCUUCCCAGGAGGAGGGGAUAAAACCAAUAAGAAGAAAGAGAAAGAACGCCCAGAGAUCUCUCUUCCUUCAGACUUUGAGCAUACGAUUCAUGUGGGGUUUGAUGCAGUCACCGGGGAAUUCACUCCAGAUCUCUAUGGCUCACAGAUGUGCCCAGGGAAGCUCCCAGAGGGAAUUCCUGAACAAUGGGCACGAUUACUCCAAACCUCCAACAUAACAAAAUUGGAACAGAAGAAGAACCCACAAGCUGUGUUAGAUGUUCUCAAAUUCUAUGAUUCCAAAGAAACUGUCAACAACCAGAAAUAUAUGAGCUUUACAUCAGGAGAUAAAAGCGCACAUGGAUAUAUAGCAGCACAUCCUUCAAGUACAAAAACAGCCUCUGAGCCUCCUUUGGCUCCUCCUGUCUCUGAAGAAGAAGAUGAAGAAGAGGAGGAGGAAGAAGAUGACAAUGAGCCCCCACCCGUUAUUGCACCAAGACCAGAGCAUACAAAAUCAAUCUAUACUCGUUCUGUGGUUGAAUCCAUUGCUUCACCAGCUGUACCAAAUAAAGAAGUCACACCACCCUCUGCUGAGAAUGCCAAUUCCAGUACUUUGUAUAGAAAUACAGAUCGGCAAAGGAAGAAAUCCAAGAUGACAGAUGAGGAGAUCCUAGAGAAGCUUAGAAGCAUUGUGAGUGUUGGGGACCCAAAGAAAAAGUACACACGAUUUGAAAAAAUUGGUCAAGGGGCAUCAGGUACUGUUUAUACAGCACUAGAUAUUGCAACAGGACAAGAGGUGGCUAUAAAGCAAAUGAACCUUCAACAGCAACCCAAAAAGGAAUUAAUUAUUAAUGAAAUUCUGGUCAUGAGGGAAAAUAAGAACCCCAAUAUUGUUAAUUAUUUAGAUAGCUACUUAGUGGGUGAUGAACUGUGGGUAGUCAUGGAAUACUUGGCCGGUGGCUCUUUGACUGAUGUGGUCACAGAGACCUGUAUGGAUGAAGGACAGAUAGCAGCUGUCUGCAGAGAGUGCCUCCAAGCUCUGGAUUUCUUGCACUCAAACCAAGUGAUCCAUCGAGACAUAAAGAGUGACAAUAUUCUCCUCGGAAUGGAUGGCUCUGUUAAAUUGACUGAUUUUGGGUUCUGUGCCCAGAUCACUCCAGAGCAAAGUAAACGAAGCACUAUGGUGGGCACCCCAUACUGGAUGGCACCUGAGGUGGUGACUCGAAAAGCAUAUGGUCCGAAAGUUGAUAUCUGGUCUCUGGGAAUUAUGGCAAUUGAAAUGGUGGAAGGUGAACCCCCUUACCUUAAUGAAAAUCCACUCAGGGCAUUAUAUCUGAUAGCCACUAAUGGAACCCCAGAGCUCCAGAAUCCUGAGAGACUGUCAGCUGUAUUCCGUGACUUUUUAAAUCGCUGUCUUGAAAUGGAUGUGGAUAGGCGAGGAUCUGCCAAGGAGCUUUUACAGCAUCCAUUUUUAAAAUUAGCCAAGCCUCUCUCCAGCCUGACUCCUCUGAUUAUCGCUGCAAAGGAAGCGAUUAAGAACAGCAGCCGCUAGGACUGCACGCCUUACCCCUCACCAUCUCCCUCAUGAGUAAGAUUGAACUAAAACUUUGCUUCAGGAAAGAUGGAAGAAAAGACAGUCAGAUGGGGUGGGGUUCGUUAACUUUCAAAUGAAUAGAAACUUCGUAUAAGCCUUUUUUCCUAUUCCCUCAGAUUAUGUAAUUUAUUUGUAAGCCUGAAUCGCAGCCCAAACAGGGCCGCAAUGUCGAAGUGGCCAUCAAGUGGUCACUUCCACCGUGAAGCGAAAGAGCCAGUAGUGAAUCCCCUCAUUUUGUGCAUUCACUUUGAAGAAAAAGAUUUCUCAAAGAUGCACUCUCCCUCUUCAUAGUGUUGUGUUUGUUUUUAAGUUAGAGAGUAGUCCCUCAUUCAAACCUCCUUCAAAACCCCUUCCCCAAUGUGAUGUUUUUCACUUGCAUUGUCAUUAGAUGUCCAAAAAAAGAUGUCAAAAUGUUUUUUUAAAAAAAGAAAGCAAAAACACAAAACAAACAAAAAAAAAAAAAACAAAGCAAAAAACCAACAAACAAAAAAAUAGAGCAAGUACUGUGUGAACAUGUGGAACUCCAUGCCCUAAUAGAGUUGCAAUUUUUUAUUCUUCUUCUAUAGUGGUGGCUUGGUUUGUGUACCUAUUUUUCUGCAUUUGUAUUGGAAAAGGUUUCUUUUAAAACAUUUUCCGAAAGCAGAAGGGACUAUGUGUGUUCAGGAAGGGCUUUAGCAAAUUCUCUAUCUAAAUAAAGCUCAAAUGGUGAAAUCCUAUCACAUUUUCACAGGGAUGCGUAAGAGGUAGUUGAUCUGCCUCACGUAAACCAGCUUGUUAAUUUUCAUGAUACUGGGAAAACGACACACUAAAAAGGUCAUCCCUUUUGGGUGAGCCCAGGUCCUGAACCUGGGAAAUCCUAAUAGGAGAAACGAUUAUUUAAACAAAGAUGGGACUUUCUCUGAAAGCCAAAAGGAAAAUAAGACACAUGUGUGAUACUGAAAUCUUUGUUGGACAUUACAGUAAACAAAGGUAAACACACCUAAUUUAAGACUCUCUUGUGCUUGUGGAUCAUAUGCACUGUAAAACAGGCAUAGCAGGAGGAAAUAUAUCCAUUAACCGACAUUUCUUUAUGAUAAAAUGGUUUAAUUUGACAAUUUAUAACAUUUUGGAAUUUUUUUGAAAAUAAAAAAGAAAUAUAAUAAGCUUUCAACUCUGGAAGAAAUGAUAUACAAUGAAAGAUAUGUCCCGGUCAACAUUUACUUCUAAAUAUUUCUUCCCGUUUUUUCUGUUUGCCAUCAAUUUCUGUUUCAGGAUCUAAUGUGCUCAUAUUUAGCUCGCUGGGCUUUUGAAUUUAAAAGCCUAUUUAAUAGUGAUCUUAAAUUCCUUAGUGAAAAUAAUUUUGGCUUACAAUCAUAUAUUCCACAAAAUAUCAGUCCAACUGAAUUCCUUUUGUAGCUUGGGGAAAAUACCAAAAUUUGACUGUUAUUUCACCAUAUAUCUAUUUCUUAAAAAUCCAACAAUUACUACUUCCUGAAUCUUCUGAGAGUAGAAAAAAUACCUGGAAGGUGUAUGUGUAGAAAAGGAUAUGCUUCUUUUACUGUCAAUUUUAUAAAUUUUGGAAAGUUGUUUCUCUAAGCCUUUGAAAAGCUAACAGUCUAUGCUGUAGAAGAUUUUUUAAUUUGUAGUAUAUAAGAAAUUUGAAUCUUCAUUCAGCAAGAAGGAAAAAGAGAUCAAUGACAUAGGGCUCUCUCCUUCUUUGCAAAGUCCAUCCAUCCAUCCAUCCAUCCAUCCAUCCAUCCAUCCAUCCAUCCACCCAUCCAUCCAUCCUUUCUUUAAAAUGAAAGCACUUUCUUUAGAGUUUCUACUAACCGUAUGGUGCAUGUGUUUAUGUUUAGAAAACACCACUGAUGAAUUUCCUAUUUUCCUAUUGUUUUAUUUGACUAUAAAAUUUAGGAGGGUCUUGACCCUCACUCUUCCCUUCAAAAAGAAAAUUGUCCACAGUAGGAUAAAACAAGAAAUAUGAAAAGAAAAUCAAAUGGUAAUAUUAACUUGAUGCAUACUAUGGUACACUUUCAAAGAGGUAUCUGGGUCUAAAAUUUUUAAUCCUACACUGCUCUAAUGAGAUAGGCAGGCCAUAAUUUUGAUUUCAUUGACAGUCAGGUGUAUUUUUCACUCAGAAUGCCAGGUAAUGCAAUGAAAUACCUGGGAUGCAAAUAAAAUCCAGUACAUUGGUGAUAAUAGUCUCGCCAAUGUAGAGCUGAAAACCUGGUUGGGAAGCAACUUGUCAUCAGUUAGCAUCCCUUAUAUGUUGUGAAGGCAAUUUUGUUUUGUUUUGUUUUGUCUCGUUUUGUUAUUUUGGAGACCCUGGAGCGGUGAUCCUUCAGAUCACUGUAGGCAGAGAAAUGGCUGCUCUUUAUGCUUUUAGUUCAGCAUAUUGACAGUGCAGAGCCAGGUACUACUUUAGCACCACCUUGUACCAAGUCUUGAUGGUGACAUGUCCUAGUAGGCUUUAUUCUUACAAAUUUAUUUAGAUCUAUGUAAAUUUUCACAUGAGAACAGUUCCUAAAACCCCUUCCCCGUGUUAAAGAGUUAUGUAUAUUUCUAAUAAGUGUUAAAGAGAAGCUGCUUCUCGUGCCAAAAAUGAUGCUGAAGGAUUCACAUUUGGUACACUUGAUUCAACUUGGACUCCAGAUGGUUAAUAGUUCUUUCCUUUCCUUCAAUUUUUUUAGCUCAUCUUAACACAGGUGAGUCUAUCCAGAUCUUUAAUGUUGCUGGUGUGCCCUAAGAUAAGGAGGGCAUGUCAUCGAAUGUUGACUCCAAAAUGUCCUGAGAUAGGAGUAGGGCAAUGUGAAAGUCAGGGAAGGGUGUGAAGCACAGUAGAGAGUAUUUAUUUAAGAAAGAAAAGAACAUUGAUGUGUAGCAAGGAUCCGGUGCAUUGCCAUAAUCCCAUGAGGAUUUUGGGAUGACACAGUCCCUUCGAAUCAGUCACCAUGUUGGGUAAUGACUUCGUUCUUGCUGAUAUUGUCUAUGUGUCAUUGUAAAUAUUUGUGUGUCCACGUUCCGUUUUGGCUACUGGAUGGCCAUGUCACAUGAAAAGAUUUAAUUCAAGUAUUUAUUCUUUAAUUUUGUUAUUAGGAUUUCUUUCAGGCUUGUGAAUUGCACACCAAUGUUUGAGUUUAACCACCUGAUCCUCACAUCUAUCCCUCCCUUGUGAAGCACAUUCCAUUGCUAAAAGAAAAAGAAAUACAAAAUUGCUUCCUGUUGUCUGUAUAACUGUUUUGAUAGUUUGAGAUGUUUGUCUAUAAAGGAUAUUUCUCAGCUCAAAGAUCAUGUAAAUAAUUAUAUUUCUUUGCUCAGUGGGUUAUUUCUAAUGAGGCUGUGAGUUCUCAGAGAUUCUAUGAAAUCAGUUUUAAAUAGCAUAAACAAAGAUUGCAACUAUAUAAAAAUAAGUGUGCAUAUGGGCAAAGACUAGAAACACAGAUAAUGGAAAUCAGUUUUGUUAGGGCAGCAGGAUUACGUGAUUUUUAUAUUCCUUUUGAAAUUUUCUUUGAUGUUUUUCUAAUAUUACUUUAUAAUGAAUAAACAUCAGAAAGGGAAUUCUAGAAACAUGGGAAAGACUCAAGAAAGACAUGCCUUCUGGCCAGAGUCUAGAGCAUGCAAGGCACAGAUAUUUGCUAGUUAUAGUUAUUCCAUGGGCUUUAUAUUAGCCUGUGAUUGGCACACGCUCAGGUAUGGCACGUGCUUUCUUAGGAGACUAUUAUAUGUAUCAAAGCUAGUGAGAUGUCACUACUGUAACUCUAAAUGCAUUCUUCUGCUUUAAAACAGACUGCCCUCUGCUUCAGUAUAACGCCUGGAUGUCUAUUUUGGUUACUUUAGAUAGAAGGGUUAACCAUUUGGUUAGCCACGUUGAUUAACAUUUAUUUCAAGUACCACCUUUCUGAGUCAUUUUACCAGAUCUUCAAGUUGAACUUUGGAGAAAUAAAAUGAUAAGGUCCCUAGUUCCCACCAUUUCCUCGCCCAACAAGUUAUUAUAUCAUUCAGGUAGAAUUUUUCUUUUAAUUACCAAGAAACAAGUCCCACUCAUGUCAAGAGAAAUUAUGACUUGCAAUUAAAGCUGACUCUGAAAUCAUUCAGACAGAUAUUUAGGACUGUCUCAGGUGGCAUUCAGUUACAGUCCUAUUAGUUCUGGCUUAAGAUAGUCUCCAUGAGCUUUUGUACUGCUUAAUUAUAGGCUGUAUGCAGUAAUUGUGAUUUUAAGAGGAAAGGAGACCGUCUACUAAAAGAGAAGAAUAUCCUUCUAACUAGCCAAAGAAAUUUUAGGCUAGGACUUUGAUCAUAUGUUACUUAUCACCGAUGCCUAGAAAAACUCACAAGAUUUUCAUUAGCCAUUUUAAGUAUAAAUGAAGUCUCAAUCUUGCCAUCUGUAGCUGAACUUCAUGGUUCUUUUCUGAGCUACUUGCCAUUAACAGUCAAUUAAAUAAAUGUAUACCCAGUGGUGCAAGCAUCUCCUAGUCCUUGAGCAAAAGACUGAAAUUCAACAUUUGUAAACUGACAGUCUAAUGGGCCUCAGAACUGAAUGAACUUAACACGCAGUUCUGAACAUAUAUUUGCAUGUGGAUUAGGAAGGAAACAAAGGAGACCUUGGAAAUAAUGAGAUUGUUUUUCUAUGAAAGAGUUUUUCAUGAAAGACAUACUAUAAUCUGUCUGUCGACCAGCUUUCACUUUUUCACUCUUUUCUGAUCCACAUUACUGUAGCAACUAAAUGAAUCUAACUCAAAUUCUCAAGCUUUGGAAUGUUUAAUGCUGAAGAGUGUCUUUCUGAAUCUACAGAUGCAGGAAUUAGGAUGUGACCUCCACGUGCAGAUCUCUGCAUAAAAGUAUACUAUAUUACUUUCAGCAUUUACUGACAAUUUGGUUGAACUUGCAAGAUAAAGUUAUCUGGUCAAUGCCAUCAGUCUCUUUCGGAAACUGCCAUCAGGUGAAUUCUAUCCCAUAAUACCAACAGUAAGGCAGACAGCAUGCUCAGCUAGUUUAGUACCUAAGAGAAAACUAGUGACAAUUCUAGAGAAUAAGUCAGAUGUGGUGGGAAGCAUACUAGCCUAGAAAGAAGACCUGGAUUCUACUAAGGGCUUUAUGAAUAACUUCCUGCAUGACCCUGAGCGAGUCCCUUAACUUUUCUAUUGCUGUUUCCUCAUCUGUAAAAUAAAGAUAUCAGACUAGCUGCUCUCCAAGGUCUUUAUAAAGCUCUACAUUCUGUGGUAUAAAUUGCCUUGCAAAUUCAAUCUGCUAAACUGAUGGCAAAUAUCACAUGCUUAAGCCUGAGUCUCAUAUGGUGUAGUGAAACACUAGAGCUAUGUAAGAUGGAAAAACUCAAGUAAAUGAAGUUAAUAAUACUAGAGAAUGUUGAUAAAACUUGUGGCAGCCUUCCAGUUUAUUCACAAUUGUUUUGAUUUAUUUCUGUUUUAAUGUGGUUUUUUUCUCUGUUGAGUGUUCCCGGUUUUUAUUUUCCAUAUACUCUCUAUGUAAACUCUGGUUUUCAUUACGCUGUGGUCAGUAUUUGCUACUAGAGCAGAAAUACACUGUCACAUUUGCUAAAAUAGAAUUGUACUUGGGCCUUUUCUUUCUUGUAAAGCAGUGCUGGGCUUUCUAGAUUUAAACUCAUAAAUGGCACAAAAUGACAGAUCUCAUGCAUUUGAAUGGCUGAGACUACAAAGUAUGGACCUAAGCAUUAGCAAGUUGCAGAGAGAAAUGAAAGUAAAUAUAUGCUUUUGGCAUUAAGAAGUCUUAACAGAUAUACUUGUUGGGAACCAAAGAUCGUAUUUUUGACAACUCCCCCAGAGAUUAGCCAGGUGUGUGAGUAUGCUGCUGGAAAGAGGGUAAACUGGAAGUUAGUGAAUGGUCCCAACUGCCUGCCUACAGGAGAGUACCAGCCAACCCUGAGUGUAAAAUCCAAGUUCAAUGUCUGUGCUUGUGUGUGGUGUGCUUUAUGGACCCACAUAUAUUAUAUUCAUUAGUGACAAUAAGAUCUCUAACAGAAUCCAAUAACCAUUAAUGGGUUGAGUUUUAAAUAUCAGUACAUCAGCCAGUAGGAGCCAGAUUACAAGGGUAUUGAUGUCUGCUAGGAUUAUACUCCUAACACCCAGGUAAAAUAAAUUAAGGAGGAUCUACAUUUUCACUGUUUCACAGAAUUGUAUCUCCUUUGGUUGUGCAUUACUUUUGUCAAAAUGUGUUAUCUGUAAACCCAUGUGUAGUGAAAUUCUUCUGUAACUUUGGAUUAAAGGUAUUUAUGGUCUUUUUGUUUGUUUGAUUUUUAAGUAAGUUAUUUCUUUUGUAGACUUGCUGAUGGUAUGGUUCCAUCCUUCUACCUUCAGCAUACAAUCUUUUUUAAGGAGUUUUGUUUCCAAUAUCGUUAUUUUAAAUUGUGGUUGAAGCAAUAGAAAAUUGAAAUAUGGAUUGUGCAUGACUGUGUCUUGAGUGUAAAAAUAUUGCAGUUUGAAACUUGGACCUAAAGUAUUGCAAAUAAAAAUGACAAAUAUCAAUGA